Gadus morhua (Atlantic cod) is the source of this 622-nucleotide messenger RNA. Its product is annotated as pleckstrin homology domain-containing family S member 1-like. NCBI's taxonomy places the organism in Eukaryota, Metazoa, Chordata, Actinopteri, Gadiformes, Gadidae. The transcript is spliced from 7 exons. The record is from RefSeq and is a predicted model, not a curated record. Bases 149 to 622 code for a protein of 157 amino acids.
UCAGCAUGUUCACGCCCGCUUAUGAGUGACCUGCUUUCUGCAUUUCUGAAUACUAGAGGACAAGAAGGGGACAGUCUGUACUUACUAUCUGUCUUGGAAAAAAGAAAGAAAGGAAAACAUAAUUGUUUUAUAAUUGACUGGUAGGAUAAUGAGCCUUCAUCACACGUCAACCGUGUUCCACGGUGUUCCUCCUAUACCCGAUCAGGCGACAGUGGUGAAAACAGGAUACCUCCUCAAGUCCCCCCCGUACUCCCUGUUGAGAAGAGAGACUUUCUGGAGAAGGCGUUUUUUUGUUCUGUACAAAUCAAAUGAACAAGACUACCGGCUCAAGUACUUCAACAGCGGGGAUCAGAAGGACAGGGCCCUGGGGGAAAUAGACCUGAAACAGUUAAGAGCGAUGCUAGUAAACCCGGGCGGCCACCCCAGAUGGAGUUGGGUCCAGAAAAACGUCAACUGUAAUCCAUCCUGCGUUCUCUACAUCAACACUUCUGCCAGGGAAUACUUUCUGGUUGGCGACAACAGCUCGGAUGUGAAUGACUGGCUCUUUGCUUUAUCCAAUCCCGGUUUUGCAGAGCAAAGUCUAUGUGAAGUUGUGGAUUUCAACACUGAAACUUCACAAUAG